AAAUGUCACAAGCAUUUCACGAAGAUGGCAGUGGAACACCGAAGUGUUUUUGGUCGUUGUAUAAAAGCUCGGUCGCAGGUUGUUCCAGAAACAGAACUUCACCAGCAGUUCUUUUGUUGUAUCGGAUCUGUUUCUGUCCUUCCUAUCGCAAAAUGAAAUUGGCGUUAGUGUUCUUGAUGGCCCUGGUGGUUAUUUCUCAGCAGUUUUACCUUCGUCAGCCAUACUCUCGGACGUUCUGGCUUUCGCCCUAUCCAUCACAAGAUUUGAUCGGUCAUUACCAGCCGCUAGUAAUGCCACUGCCUGAAAAUUUAGGCGUGAUUUCAAAAGGUAUCCAAAAUGACAAGAAUCAAUUUCCGGAUGCUCAAUCAAGAAUCAGAGGUUUUGGUAAUAAGCAGCCGUCAUCGUCAAAUAACGAACCGGCGCAACGCUUUCUACUUGGUGGUAGUUUCGGAAACAAUGGCUACACGAGCAAUGGAAACGUGCGCUACCCAUUUUUGAACACUUACACUACGACGACUACAAGUACAAGCACUGUAGUUACCUUAUCGACCAGCACAGUCAUGAGUACAUCCACCACGUCCACCACCAGCACCAGCACGGCUGUUAUAACUGCAACAGCCACUUUGUCUCUAACGUCCGUGGUGAAAUGCGUUCCACAGUUCCAGGUGGCGGCAGGAGCGGGUUCUUGUGGCCGGAAGAAGAGAUCAACUCAUGAUUCCGAAAACGAGUCUCAAUUUGCCAUUAAUCCGUCCGAAACGCUAAAAGUGAUACCAACGGCUCUUCCGUCCGAAUCGACUCUUCUACGAGAAAUAAGAGAAUUAGGUCUAACGAACGAUGAGCGCGAAGUUAUUGGAAAUUUACAUUCGUCUAAAACAGAAGUUUACCUCGAUGAGACGCCAGAAGAGGAACAGAAAACUAUCAGAGAGAAAAGAUUUUUUCUUCUUAACAGGAACUAUUUCUUCACGUCGACAUCGACGACUACAUCGACUUCUACCAUAGUAGUUCCGGUAACAUCAGUGAUGCAGUCGGUCACCACAGUGACUGCAUCUACUACGACGACACUCAGUUCGUUCGUCUUUUCAAACUCGACCGUUACACAAACAAUUAACCUGAUAACCCCAGUUCCAGCAGCUCAAUGUGUUCCGGCAGCCGUUGCGCCCAUAGUGAAUUGCCUUUCUUGUUUGCCAACUGGCUACGUUCUCUGCGCUGCCACUGGCUAAGCAUCUUGGUUCAUGGCACGGGCGUUAUCAAGAAAUGCAACUAAGUUCGACUGACUCGAACUAAGUGCGAGUUGGUGAAGUUCAAGCUGACUUAGCAAUGUAGAAGUAGUGUGUACCUCAGCUUGUUCUUUUCUUCUAACAUUACUCCUUCUUUCAGGCUUUUCUGAUUACGUACCAUUUCAAUCCGCCUUGUAAUCUGGUUGAUGUUUAUUAGUGAAAUAUAAUAUUAGAAGCAUCAA
Messenger RNA from Daphnia carinata, 1459 nucleotides. RefSeq lists its product as uncharacterized. The coding region runs from base 3 to 1220 and encodes 405 amino acids. Lineage: Eukaryota; Metazoa; Arthropoda; Branchiopoda; Diplostraca; Daphniidae. The transcript is spliced from 4 exons. The record is from RefSeq and is a predicted model, not a curated record.